Molecule: messenger RNA, 8561 nt
Organism: Schistosoma bovis
Lineage: Eukaryota; Metazoa; Platyhelminthes; Trematoda; Strigeidida; Schistosomatidae
Source: the annotation of a GenBank genome assembly
GUAGACUAGCUUCUAGCCUUGAGGUUACGCGGUACAUUUGUGUUUUGUUGGAUGAUGGAGUUUGAAAGUCUGUGCAAUUAUGGUGGGGUUACUGAGGAAGAAAUAGGAUCAGUCAGCCCUGAACUAGUUACUAAACUUAAUAUUGCAUUUGAUAACAUCUAUCACGAUGCUGAAGUGGCGAAAGAGGAACUUGCGAAACUUCAGAAAGCUCAAGAAAAUAGUGCGUUGCAUUAUUCUGAAGAGCAGUACAAACUAAAGUCAGCAUCUGAAGAGUUAGAGAAGAAGCUGAGAGAAUGCAACGAUGCACUUUACGCUAUCGAAGAAAAGCUUCAUAAUGUUAAUGUGGAGAAGGAGGAUUUCCGUACAAAAUUAAACGACUGUUUGUCCGUUAAUAAUGAGCUUAACCUCGCUAUCCGUGGAUUAGAAAAUGAGAAAGAAAUUUUGUCUGAUCAACUAAAGAAUAAGCUCGGGUUGAUUGACUCUCUAACCUCUGAAAUUAGCGAGCUACGUACAGAAGCCGAAAAUGUUCGGAAACUAAAAAUAGAAAUGAUGUUGAAGUCGGAAGAUAUUAUCGGGCGUGAGUCGUCGAUAAAAGCUCAAGAAGCUCGUUGGUCAGACGAACUAUCUAACUUACAGCGACACAAUGACUGGCUAGAGGAACGUCUCCAACAGACAACUGACCAGUUACUGACAGUUAGGAGAGAUUCAUACCAAAAGUCUUACUCUCUUGAAGCUGAACUUGGUCUUCGUAACGUUGAACUUGAGAACUCCAAACAGUGUGUUGAAAGACUAGAAACAAAUGUACAGAAGCUUACUCAGACAAAUGACGAGUACAUCGUCAAACUUAAACUAGUUACGGAUGAACAAAUAAAAAUGGAGCAGUUGUACGGAAAUGAAAUUGAGGCACAGAAGCAACUUAUAAAACUGUACAAGGAACAAGUAAAAGAGCUGGAAGAAAAAAAUGAGGAGCUUAGUAAUGCUGCUUCAUCCAUCCAGGGCCUCUUAAAGGAAGCUUAUGAGAAUGUGUCAAGGUUGGAGAAUGAAAACUCCUCUUUACAAGCGAAAUGCAGCGAAGCAAAUUCCAAACUACAGAUAGCUACUGAAAAUCUCGCUUCUGAGAUGGAAAGAAGUCAACAUCUUCUGGAUAAGUUCAGAGUGGAUGGUCUAUCUGAGGAAGAGUUACGCCAGCUUAACCCAUCUGUGGCCGCUACGCUGAGCGCUUUAAAGCGUGGCCAUAGUUUAACACAGUUGUAUACAGAUUAUGUGCAAGUUGUUGAAGAUCGAGACCAGCUCAAACUUGAUAAACAACGAUUGACGGAGUAUGUGGAACAGAUGGUCGAUGAGCUCAAAGAAAAAGCUCCUCUCCUACGAAACCAACAAGAAGAGUAUCGGAAAUUACAAACGGAGUUGAAAGAGCUUACGUCUUGUUAUCAAUGUACAGCGAAGAAGUUAGAAGAAGCGCAGUUGCAAAAGCGAGAGAGUGAGCGACGUGCUGGAUUUUACCGUCGAGAGACCAGUAGACUUAAACAAACGUGCUCCGAUCUAUCCAAACAAGUGAAGUCUCUGCUGUAUGAAGUUGAAGUAUCUAGGGGGACUGUUAUUCGCAAUGAGGGAGAUUUUUGUGCCAAGUCAGACGUAAGGGAUUUAAACGAACCCGAAGAUCAUCCGGUUCCAGAUAGUUCAGUGGAUAUUACCAAUGUUUCAAGCUUGUUGGAAAAUCUAGCUUCCUCUGCAAUGAUUAUUGAUGAUCAUCUUGUCACAUGGAAAAACUUGGAUGAGCUACAGUCUCAAAAUCAACGGCUGCUCUGCGUUGCUCGUGAUCUUGCUGCCCAGCUAGAAAAACACGAGCGAGAAGAUUCGGACACAAUUAAGCGUAUGUCUGAGCUGUCUUCUCGUGUUGAAACUUUAUCUGGUGAAUUGGACGUUGUACGUUUAGCCGCUCGUGAAGCACGAACAGAGGCAAAUAUGUUUUCUCAGCAACGUGACCAAUAUCGUGCUUUAUUGAAAAAAUAUGACAUCGACUUAUCUGAUAAAGAAGAACUUAGUUCUGCUCAAAGUCAAGAGUCUAUUUUAGAUGAUGGUAAUCCGCUAAGUCGCUCUAUGAUCAAUAAUAAGACUCCAAGUAAGGGUUCUCCUCCCAGCAAUGGAUCCUCUGCUGUUAUUGAGCGUCUGGAAGGUGCCCUAAGCUCGUUACAGGCGGAAUUUGCACGUUAUCGGGAGGACAAGUUGGAGUCAGAUCAUGUAUAUACUACUACAGUCGAUAGUCUACGAAGAGAAUACAACGAAGCUCGACUGUUAAAUCAGAAACUUAGCUCACAACUUGAUUUUACUCACGAAAAGCUGCGUGCAUCAGAAGCUAAUGUUGCUGGAUAUAAACAAGAAAUCACUAUCCUUCGUGAAAUGAAUGCCCGCUACUCAACUUCUGCAGCCUCCAGUGAAGCAGAAUUAUCAAGACUUAGAGAUGAAUUAACCCAUGCAUCUGAUCGCCUCACGACAGCAGAAGUGGAUGCAAGACAUUUUUCGCGACAGUUGGAAGCGGUGCGAGCUAAUGAGACUCGUCUUAAACAAGAAAUAGAUUCAUUACGCCGCCAUGAUCAAAUCCAUUCUCAGCUAAUGCAUCAACUUCAGUCUAUACAAGGAAGUCUCGAACAAAGAGAGUCAAUGGAUCGUUCAUUAAAUGAACGAAAAAUUGAACAGUUGGAGAAGCAACUAUCUACUGUCAAUUCAGCUCUUAUAGAUGCCUCCAAGGCCUCCCAAAUAGCUCAACAAACUUUGCAACACGAGCUAGCCCUUUCUCGUGAGUCCGUAGAGUCUAGUGGCAGAGAAAUUCAACAAUUAAAUACCCGGAUACGAGAUUUAGAGGAAAGAUUGGCAGCUGUUGGAUCUCAUGAUGACAAUAUGGAACCAAGUAUAUCUGAAUCAUCUCCUGAGUGUUCGAAAAAGGCUCAAAUUCGUGUUCGUGAACUGGAACAUGAAAUUGAAAGUCUUAAAUCUAGUUUAGAAUCAUCUCGGCAGCAAUCUGAUCGCAUGAAAACGUUGGCUGAACAGGCUGAAGAGCGUCUCAAUGAAAUUGUAGAAGAGAAUAAACGACUGGAAGAGCACUUUUCACGUGAUAUGUGUGAGACUAAACAGCGUUGUGAGUUUUUAGAGGCACAACUAGAUCUAGAAAGAAAAGAACGUCAAAAUCUUGUAAACGAAAAUAUACGAACUACAGAAGAAGCCCAUAAGUUGAAUGCAGAUUUACGUCGCGAAUUGGCUAGCUUACAGAAUGAAUUAGAAAGCUCCAGAACUCGUUAUGAAUCAGCUCUCCAAGUGGAAGCUGGUGCUAAAGCCGAAAUAGAAUGUCAUCAACAGGCUGCGCAAGAGGCUCGUGAUAAAUAUGAACGUGAACUGACAUUACAUGCACACGAUGUGGAGUUAUUAACAACAGUACGUUCACAAUUGGAUUCUAUUAAAAUGCAUUCCGGUGAAUUAGAACAAGAAUUAAAUGAAUCUAGAUCGAAAGCAGAAACUGCAAUUACUGAUUUAAAAAUUCAAAUGGAGUUAUGGGAAUCGGAAAAGCAGGAGUUGAACAGGCAAUUGAAACAAAGUCAAGAAGACCAAAAUUUGUUACAAGAUCAAAUAAUUCAACUUACACAACAAAUGGUUUCAUUAAGAAAAUCUUUAGAUAAAUCAAAUAUUUCUGCUGAAGACAGCAUGAGUUCCACUCAAGAUAUCGAGUCAAUUAAUUCAGAUAUAAAAACCUCUGAGGAAUUAUUACAAGUUAUUGGUUACCUCAGGCGUCAGAAAAACUUGGCAGAUGUUGCUCAUGAAGCUGCUAGUGCUGAAGUAUCCCGGUUGUUAUUGAGAGUGUCUAGUUUGGAAUCACAAAAGGAAAGUUUACAAUCUCAAAUCGAUAAUGAACGUAAAGCUGCUGAAUUAGCUAUGGAAACUGCUCGUAAACACUCUGAAGUUAUGGAACGUGUUGAACAAUUAAAUUUGGUUACUGAAUCUAAUCGAUUACUGCGUCAUGAAAGAGAGGUUUUGCGAUCAAAGUUAUCUGAUGCAGAAAAUCAGCUUGCAAAAUUGAACGAUGAAGUUGGUCCAUUAAAACAGUCCAACAGUGAUUUGAUUGCUCAGAAAGAUAUUCUAAUGUCUGAUAAACGAUCUCUUGAAGAAGAACGUGAUCGUUGGAAGGAGCGUUGUAGUCGAUUAGUAGAAACAGCUCAACGCAUGGAUCCUGAACAGUAUAGACUUGCAUGUAAUGAACGUGACGAAUUACAACGUAGAUUAAAUCGAGCUGAGGAGGAAGUUCAAAAUAAUGCUAAUAAGUUAUAUGAUUUAAAAAAUGAAUCAGAUGACCAGAUAAAAAAGCUAAAUGAUCUUUUGGAAAGUGCGCGUAAUUCAUACCAGGAAGCUGAACAGAAAAUUUCUUCAUUCAGUGUUCAAGAAAAUUUAUUAAGAGAAGAUUUAAGUGCAAAAGAGACAACAAUUAUGAAACUUCGUGAAAUCGGACGAAAAUAUCGUCAGGAAACCGAGGUAUUACGUCGAAAACUCAAUGAUAGCAGAUCAGAUGAAGCUCAACUUCAAACUACGAAUGAAGCAUUAACUGAAGCUAAAGCGGAUUUGGUUACUUUACGUUCUGACUAUUCUUCUUUACGUACUGAAUAUGAUCUCUUGGAAGCAAGUGUAACAGAAGCUCUUCAGUUUUUAGAUGAAGUGAAGGCUAGAGAAUCAGUUAUAACAAUUAUGAAUUCAUCUGUUGGAGAAUCAGAUAUUGAAAUAAAUCCUAAUAUGUCUAAUGGUCAAAAAGUGGUGAGUGAAUUUCGUCGUCUUCUGUCAGGUUUAUGUAAUGAGAUCGAUCGUUUACAACAGCAUUCGGAUUCUCAAAAAGAACGUUUACUACGAACUCAACUUAUAGAAUCUCAAUUGACAAAAUCUCAAAAAGAUUGCACAGAACUUCGGGCUCGUUUAAUUGAGCUUCAAUCGAAUAGCGUACAUCCUCAAACUGUGUCAGUAUGUUUGCAGACCAGUGGAGCCUCAUCUCCUGCAGCAUCGACCUUGCAGGAAUCCGAGUCCCAAGAUGGUGUUCAGAUAACGCAUCCAUUUGUACCACGGGCUUUGGCUUUAGGUGCUUCCCCAACAAAUCAAGCCACAGGGAAUCAGUUACAUUUCGAAACUCCCACUUCUUUGAACAUUACUGAUGGUAGUAGUACGGAAACUACAAGUUCUGUCGUAUCUCAAUCAAUUCCUGCUUGGAUUAUGCGUGCUGGAGCCACUGUACAACCGGUCCAUCCAACACCUGCUAUUACUCCACCUAAUUCACUUGCUGGUCCUAAACAGACAGCAGAAAUAAGACCUAUCACAAGUAAUGUAGCUGCUGUCAUGCCAACCCCAGCACCAUCGUCAGUCCCGAUGCUGAUAACAAGUGGUCAGUCAGAAAAUGUCCCUAUUUGUGGACCCUCAAGUAUUGCAAUUUGUUCACCUGUAUCUGAUACAACUGUAGGUCCCAGCUCAUCAUUGUUUACGUCUUGCGAUCAGAAUGCUGCGUCUUUAUUGCGAAAUACAUUUCUACGCCGAGGUAAUAUCCUUAACCAGCCUCAAAGUAACAUUUUAACUCCGGCUUGUUCUUCCAGCGUUCCAACUUCAGCACCUCGUUCGACUACAGUUAGCAUAACUGGAAAACGUCGAUUCGAAGAAAGUUGUUCAAGCAGUACUGUGGACUCAAUACUUCAUAUUAUACCACCAGUAGAUGAUAACAUGGUUUCAACAAGUGAAGUUUCUAGAAAUAAUGAAAACUCGUUUUUGUCUGCCAUUAACACUAACCAUUUCCAUCAGCAACAAUUUAACCCUGGCUCUAUUCCUUCUGAAUCUAAGCGUAUACGCCAGGCAGUGGUCAGUGGUCCCAGCACAUCAAUAUCUUUUACCCAGGCAAGCCCUAGUCCAAUUGUCCUUGGUAGAUCACCAUUUGGUAUCAGUGCACCUGCUACAACUCCGUUACAUGCAACUGCUUCUCGUUUAGUUGCUGGACAACAAGAACCCAGUAGCUCUACAUUGGGUACACUGACAGUCGCUACCGGUGUAGCUGGUAUCAUAACUCCUGGAACAUUUGAAACCUCAGAAAGUGUGGAACGAUCAUCAAAUGAAGCCGGUGUAGAAAUAGAACAAGCUACAGCUGAUAUUGUUAUUAGACAAGAGCUUGGUGAAAAUGUAAGAGGUGGGAUUGAUGUACCUACGAUGGAUGGUCACACUGAAGUAAGCUUGAGAAAUUUUUUUGUUAUAGAUUUUAUUUUAUCACUUUAUUGAACCAUGUAGUCCCAUAUUCCGGUAUAUUGAAUUUACCUUGUUUGUUGUAAAGUAGCUGUCGGCCAACAUCACUGAUUGUUUCUUAAGUAGCAAGAAUGCUGCUCUUCAGUAUCUAUUUUCCAACCGACGCAAUUAAAUAAUUAAAAUGCGUUUAUAUUUAGCUGCAGAUCUGACCAAACACGUUAUGAUGUAACAUUUCCAUUAUUGAUCUCUUUACAGAUUAGAAAACUUGUCUUCAUGCCAUAUAACUUCUCUUAGAAUUAUUUGGAGACCACAUUGUAUGUAGGUAAAUUAUUGCCAACUAAAAACGCUUUCAGUAACAACCAAAUGUAAAUGAAAAUGUUCACCGGAUAUCCAAGGGUUAAAAACGACAUGCUAAUUAAUUUGCAGCGGAAAGUUAAUAUCAGUUUACCCAUAUUUUCACACAUAAAUUAUACAUUCAAUAAAAUCCAUCCAAUGUUUUCUUUUAUCAUCCAUCGUUUCAAGUGGCUAUCUUCAGUUUCGAAUGUAUCAAGCAAAAUAUCGUUUAAUUACCUUACAUUCUGUAACAUUCGACAACUCUACCUGGACUUUGAAUCAUUGAUGGAUGAGAACAUUGAAUACCGUAUGAAAAUACAAUCUUUGGGUUAUAGGUAUUUAUUUCAAACUGUAUUGAUAUUUUUUGAUUAGGCGAUUACUGUUCUCUAUCUAACCACUUCCAUCUUAUCAACCAACCCUUCUCGUAUUUUUGCAUAACUGACCCAUAAGAUAUUGAGUCACUUCAACGUAGAUAGUUGUACGUCUUAAGACAACAUUCAGUGCUAGGAUGAAUAUUUCUCUACUACUGUGUUUGACGUUGUGGGUUUCUCGUUGGUGACCUUCAGUUUUUCAGUUUUAAAUGCUAGCUGAUGAUAAUAUUUCCUCAUUUUACUGAUUGUAUUUAAGAAUAUUGAAGUUGUUGAGUCUGAAGUCCGAACAUCUGAUCAAAAUUUAACUAGUCCUAUAAAACCUACAUCAAGUACACUAGAAGAGGUAUGCGAGUCUUCUGAUGAAGAGCAAGAAUGUUAUUCGGAAAAUGAUGCUUUUUACGAUGCUGAUCAACGUGAAUCUGGAUCCAUGGAUGAUGAAUAUGUCGAAAGUGAUUCAAAGGAUUCCUCAUUUGAUGUUAAUAACAAUAAUAACAUUAGAUUCAAUGCUGUUCCGACAACUUCAAGGCCGUCAGGAUUCGCUACAGAAGAUCUUUGUAAACAGGAAGUUGAUACUGUUUACAAUGAAGGUUCUGUACCUGAAGAAGGAGAAGCAGAAGACUACAUGGAAGAAGGGGAUUAUGAUGAGUAUGAAAGAGAAGAUGAAGCUAAUUGUGAUUCAUAUACAGAAGAUGAAGAAGAGGAGGAAGAAGGAGAACAAGAAGUAAUCGAAUUAAGUAGUGGUUCUGAUGAUGAUACCCAGGCACGUGGUGCUGAUGCUGAGGAGCACUACUCUUCUGGUGUGGACAAUUACGGCAACGAGGAAACAAAUGAACACACAGCACCUACAGAUGUGGGAGUACCUGAAAAUGUCGGUAAUUGCAAUGAAAGGGUAGGUGAGGAUGAUGGACAAUUACAUUAUGAGACAAAGAGUAUGGAGAAAAGUGACUCCACUCCACAGAUUUCAGAAAAAGUACCAACUUCUCUCAAUACGGAGAUGGAACCUAUUUCUUCUAGCAAGGGUUUAUUUGGCGAAUCAUCUAUUCCUAAUCUCUUUAGCAACUCUGGUCUGCCCAAAUGUUCCGGCUCAUUAUUGGGUUCAUCUGGUCUUUUCUCCGGUUUCAAGCCUUCUUCACUAACUGUUCCAUAUUCAGUUGCUACUACUGAGUCCGGACUUCCGUCUGGUAGUUGCACGGGACUUUUCAAAUCAUUUUUGCCAGUGAAUACAGUCCCAAGUUCAACCGCCACUCCAUUACUUUUUAAGCCUUCUACAUUCUCUGCUUCAGUUGCAGCUUCCAAAGAACCUUCAAGCUCUGGGGAUUCUAGCACAGCUCGACCAAAGAUUCAACCCAUUGUCUGGGAUUCCUUCGACCCUUCUACUGCACAGUCAAGUGUAUCAGACAGUGCAUGUACUAGUGGGCCGGCUCGAAGAAAAAAAUGGUGUCCUGUCGCUUCCGUGCCAAGAGCUACUAGACGUUCCAGCCUACCUACUAGUAGAGGUUGUGCUGCUGGAAAGCCUGGAUCUAUUCGUGGUGGUUUACCUCCUAGAAGAGGUUAAUGACUAAACAAUAUUGUUGCUGUAUAUUUAAGAGCUAAGAUUUAUGCCCAAUU